AUGGCCGACCCCGUUGCCAGAACUGCUUCUCCUUAUCCCGACAAGAACGUUAAAGGACCUCGUUCAAAUCAGCAGCUCCAUUCCGCCGUUGCCCAUUCUCUCCUCCAAGACCGCAAGAUGAUUUCCAACAACAAAGUCAACAAGACCGCCCUCCACCCCGGUGGCAUUGAGCCCCAUCAGGAGGUGGAACACACAGAACUUGAAAUUGAACUUCACGACAAGGCACACAUCGAUUACGACAGAGUCGCAAUUAUCCCUAACCCUUCCGUUGCCGCACUUUACGAAGAUGCUCUUGUAUACGAAGUCGGUUCAGCCAUUGCUUCCAGCGGUGCCCUGACAGCAUACUCUGGCGCAAAGACCGGACGUUCUCCCUCAGAUAAGAGAAUCGUCAAGGAGGCAUCAUCAGAAAACGAUAUCUGGUGGGGACCAGUUAACAAGCCCAUGGCUCCUGAGGUGUGGAAAAUCAACCGCGAGCGUGCCAUUGACUACCUGAACACAAGGACGAGAAUCUACGUUGUUGACGGUUACGCCGGCUGGGACGAGAAGUACAGAAUUCGUGUCAGAGUUAUCUGUGCCCGUGCCUACCAUGCUCUGUUCAUGCGCAACAUGCUUAUCCGCCCUCCCCGUGAGGAGCUGGAGCACUUCCACCCCGACUACACCAUCUACAAUGCCGGUACUUUCCCCGCCAACAGAUACACUGAGGGUAUGACCUCGGGUACUUCCGUUGCCAUCAACUUUGCCGAGAAGGAGAUGGUCAUUCUUGGUACUGAGUACGCCGGUGAGAUGAAGAAGGGUGUUUUCACUGUUCUCUUCUACGAGAUGCCCAUCAAGCACCACGUCCUGACUCUGCACUCCUCUGCCAACGAGGGCAAGAACGGCGACGUUACUCUCUUCUUCGGUCUGUCUGGUACUGGCAAGACUACUCUGUCUGCCGACCCCAACCGUGCCCUGAUUGGUGACGACGAGCACUGCUGGAGUGACCGCGGUGUGUUCAACAUCGAGGGUGGCUGCUACGCCAAGUGCAUUGGCCUGUCGGCCGAGAAGGAGCCCGAUAUUCACGGUGCCAUCCGCUACGGCUCCGUUCUGGAGAACGUCGUCUUCGACCAGGAGACCCGUGAGGUUGACUACGACGACGCCACUCUUACCGAGAACACCAGAUGCGCCUACCCCAUUGAGUACAUCUCCAACGCCAAGAUUCCCUGCUUGUCGAACAACCACCCCAGCAACAUUAUCCUGUUGACCUGUGACGCUCGCGGUGUCCUGCCACCCAUCUCCAAGCUCAACAGCGCCCAGACCAUGUUCCACUUCAUCUCUGGUUACACCUCCAAGAUGGCCGGUACUGAGGAUGGUGUCACUGAGCCCCAGGCCACUUUCUCGUCCUGCUUCGCUCAGCCCUUCUUGGCUCUUCACCCCAUGAAGUACGCCAAGAUGUUGGCCGAGAAGAUUGAGCAGCACUCUGCCAAUGCCUGGCUCCUCAACACCGGUUGGGUCGGUGCCGGUUACACCCACGGUGGCAAGCGUUGCCCGCUCAAGUACACUCGUGCCAUCCUCGACGCCAUCCACUCGGGUGAGCUCGCCAACGCCCCGUACGAGACCUACGAGGUCUUCAACCUCCAGGUUCCCAAGACCUGCCCCGGCGUCCCCGACGAGCUGCUCAACCCCGCCACCGCCUGGACCGCCGGCAAGGAGAGCUUCCAGCAGGAGGUCAAGAAGCUUGGCGGUCUCUUCAUUGAGAACUUCAAGAAGUACGAGUCGGAAGCUACUGACGACGUCAAGGCUGCCGGCCCUGUUGUCUAA
Molecule: messenger RNA, 1797 nt
Organism: Pestalotiopsis fici W106-1
Lineage: Eukaryota; Fungi; Ascomycota; Sordariomycetes; Amphisphaeriales; Sporocadaceae
Product: Phosphoenolpyruvate carboxykinase ATP
Exons: 6
Coding region: 1-1797 (598 amino acids)
Biological process (GO): gluconeogenesis
Cellular component (GO): cytosol
Molecular function (GO): phosphoenolpyruvate carboxykinase (ATP) activity; ATP binding
Source: RefSeq, a predicted model, not a curated record